Saccharomyces paradoxus is the source of this 2343-nucleotide messenger RNA. It is a transcript of the gene AFG2, whose product is annotated as AAA family ATPase AFG2. Lineage: Eukaryota; Fungi; Ascomycota; Saccharomycetes; Saccharomycetales; Saccharomycetaceae. The transcript has a single exon. The record is from RefSeq and is a predicted model, not a curated record. The coding region runs from base 1 to 2343 and encodes 780 amino acids. Gene Ontology annotation, molecular function: ATP hydrolysis activity; ATP binding. Gene Ontology annotation, cellular component: cytoplasm.
AUGGCUCCUAAAUCCAGUUCAUCCAGUUCAAAAAGAAAAUCGUCCGCAACCUCAAAUAGUGCUGAUCCAAAAGUAGCAAAGUUUAAAUUGCCUGUUGAAUUUGUUACCAGACCACACCCCCCAAAAGAUCAUGGCAAGGAAACAUGUACAGCAUAUAUCCAUCCUAACGUAUUAUCCUCGCUAGAGAUAAAUCCGGGAUCAUUCUGUACCGUCGGUAAAGUCGGAGAAAAUGGUGUCUUGGUAAUAGCUAGAGCGGGCGAUGAAGAAGUACAUCCUGUUAAUGUCAUUACCCUUUCCAAGACUAUACGAUCAGUUGGGAACCUUAUCCUUGGUGAUCGCCUGAACUUAAAGAGAGCCCAGAUACAACCGCCUUAUGCCACUAAAGUCACCAUAGGAUCUCUACAAGGAUGCGAUAUUUUGGAAUGCAUAGACGAAAAAGUAGUCCAAAAGCUAUUAAAUGAUAGUGGAAUUUUGAUGCCUGGAAUGAUUUUUCAAAACUUAAGAACAAACGCAGGUGAUGAAAGCAUUGAUAUUAUAAUUACAGAUGUGAGCGAUGAUUCGCUUCCUGACGUCGGCCAACUAGAUCUUAACUUGGACGAAGUGUACGGUGGACUAGAUAACCAGUUUUAUUUAUCUCCACCUUUCAUAUUCAGGAAAGGUUCCACGCAUAUCACCUUUUCCAAACAAACGCAGGCAAAUCGUAAAUACAAUCUUCCAGAGCCCAUAUCCUAUGCAGCAGUGGGUGGCUUAGGCAAGGAGAUUGAAUCAUUGAAAAGUGCUAUAGAAAUACCUCUUCAUCAACCAACACUAUUUAGCAGUUUUGGCGUUUCUCCUCCUCGAGGUAUACUUCUCCACGGGCCCCCAGGUACCGGUAAAACUAUGCUUUUAAGGGUUGUUGCGAAUACAUCCAACGCACACGUCCUAACCAUUAACGGCCCCUCAAUCGUCUCCAAAUAUCUUGGUGAGACUGAAUCCGCAUUAAGAGACAUUUUUAACGAAGCCAGGAGGUACCAGCCUUCCAUCAUUUUCAUUGACGAAAUCGAUUCAAUAGCACCAAAUAGAGCAAACGAUGACUCCGGCGAAGUCGAGAGUAGAGUCGUGGCAACAUUGUUGACCCUAAUGGAUGGCAUGAGCGCUGCAGGUAGGGUGGUUAUAAUUGCUGCUACAAACAGGCCAAACUCUGUCGAUCCAGCUCUCAGAAGACCUGGUAGGUUUGACCAAGAAGUAGAAAUUGGUAUACCAGAUGUGGAUGCCCGAUUUGACAUUUUAACUAAGCAAUUCUCAAGAAUGUCUUCGGAUCGUCAUGUGUUAGAUUCCGAAGCAAUUAAGUACAUUGCCUCUAAAACACAUGGUUAUGUUGGUGCUGAUUUAACUGCUCUUUGUAGAGAAUCAGUUAUGAAAACAAUUCAACGAGGGCUGGGAACAAAUGCAAAUGUCGACAAAUUUUCCCUGAAAGUUACAUUGAAAGACGUGGAUAGUGCCAUGGUGGAGAUCAGACCCAGCGCAAUGAGAGAAAUCUUCUUAGAAAUGCCGAAAGUAUAUUGGUCUGAUAUUGGUGGCCAAGAAGAGCUUAAAACGAAGAUGAAAGAAAUGAUACAAUUGCCUUUGGAAGCCUCGGAAACUUUUGCCAGGCUGGGAAUUUCUGCGCCAAAGGGUGUUUUACUUUACGGGCCACCAGGAUGUUCCAAGACAUUAACCGCAAAAGCUCUCGCUACAGAAUCCGGUAUCAACUUCCUAGCCGUAAAAGGACCUGAAAUUUUCAACAAGUAUGUGGGUGAGUCCGAAAGAGCUAUAAGAGAAAUUUUCCGAAAAGCACGUUCUGCAGCGCCAAGUAUUAUCUUCUUUGAUGAAAUCGAUGCCUUGUCUCCUGAUAGGGAUGGGAGUUCUACUUCCGCAGCCAAUCACGUACUGACAUCUUUACUCAAUGAGAUUGAUGGUGUUGAGGAAUUAAAGGGUGUAGUUAUCGUAGCAGCGACGAAUAGACCUGAUGAAAUAGAUGCCGCUCUUCUAAGACCUGGUAGGUUAGAUAGACAUAUUUACGUUGGCCCUCCAGACAUAAACGCCCGCUUAGAGAUCUUAAAGAAAUGCACAAAGAAGUUUAAUACAGAAGAGUCUGGAGUUGAUCUUCAUGAACUGGCAGACCGCACGGAAGGCUAUUCCGGAGCUGAAGUUGUGCUGCUUUGCCAAGAAGCGGGACUGGCUGCCAUCAUGGAUGAUUUAGAUGUCACAAAGGUGGAAUUACGUCACUUUGAAAAGGCUUUUAAAGGAAUUGCCAGAGGCAUAACUCCAGAAAUGCUCUCGUAUUACGAAGAGUUUGCUCUUAGAAGUGGUUCAUCUUCGUAG